This is a messenger RNA of Branchiostoma belcheri (Belcher's lancelet), 1167 nucleotides long. Its product is annotated as zinc finger protein 362-like. NCBI's taxonomy places the organism in Eukaryota, Metazoa, Chordata, Leptocardii, Amphioxiformes, Branchiostomatidae. The transcript has 8 exons. The record is from RefSeq and is a predicted model, not a curated record. Gene Ontology annotation, molecular function: RNA polymerase II cis-regulatory region sequence-specific DNA binding; DNA-binding transcription factor activity. The coding region runs from base 118 to 996 and encodes 292 amino acids. Gene Ontology annotation, biological process: regulation of transcription by RNA polymerase II.
GUAAAUGAGCUCGUCUAUGUUAUUAAAUACCACAAAGAUGGCGGACGUGGAAUUCGGAAUGUUGAUUUAAAUGUCUUUAUUACCUACAAAACUCAUCGCGUUUGUGCCGAGUACUGCAUGUUUGACUGGGACGUGAUGUGGGCUCCCCAGGUUCAGUUCCACCCACAGAAGCCGCUGGCUAUCCCAGUAGGUGCGGGGGUAGGAGGCUUACAGCUGCCUGGGACUAUGGAGGAUGUACUAGGAGAAAAGUGCAGCCACUGUGACGCACGCUUCCACAGUUCAGUGGCGCGGAUGACUCACGAGUUUGCCGAACACGCCAACGCGACCAGCGAGCGACAGAAAGCCGCGCAGGAGGGACAGACCAACGGCAAGAAACUGGCAGAAACGCUGUCCCCAGCACCCCCACCCCCGCCGACAGAACAGGGUCUGGUUCCCAGCUCCAUGGAGCAGCUGCCGGCACCCUCACACAAGGAGUACAAGUGUAAACUCUGUCCACAGGUUUUUAUUUCCAAGUCUGAUGCCCAGAGACACGCCAGACACUCGCACACGGAGGAGAAGCCCUACAAAUGCCCGUCGUGUGGGAAGUCAUUCGCCAACAGUUCUUACCUGGCACAACACUCCCGUAUCCACACAGGCAUCAAACCCUACCAGUGCACGUACUGCGAGAGAACCUUCAAACAACUGUCUCAUCUACAACAACAUGUCAGGCUCCACACAGGUGACCGCCCCUACAAGUGUACCCACCCUGGGUGUGGGAAGGCCUUUACCCAGCUGUCUAACCUCCAAUCCCACUCCAAGAGACACAACAGUGACAAACCGUACCAGUGUAACAAGUGCUUCCGGGCGUACGGAGACGCAGCUGGCCUGCAGAUCCACCUCUCUCAACACGCGCACAGGACACACCCCAAGUCUUUCAUUUGCAACAUCUGCCACAAGGCCUACACCUCUGUAAGUGCCUGGUCUAUGCUCUUCUGGGCCUGUCAAACAUGUGCAUGACUUAACCUUCCCCUCGCUGUGCCUUUUGUGGCACUGAAUUCUGCGGCACUGUUUCUACAGUCUGAGAUACAUUAGUAGGCAGCAGGUAGAAGGUUAAGAACCCACGCAUGGAAGGUUCAAGAUUUUUUGGAAAUUACCUAUACAAUGUGUCUUGUACAUUGUAUCUUUUCU